AUGGUAAAAAUUCUCACAGAGGAAUCACAGUUCCCGAUUGAGCUGGCAAAUGCCGGCACAAAAUUGGUAGUUGUUGAUUUCCAUGCAGAAUGGUGUAAACCAUGUACAGAUAUAGGCCCCAAGGUUGAAGAAUUUAGUAGGAGAUUUAGCAAUGUUGUAUUUCUGAAAGUUGAUGUCGAUGCUCUGCCUAAUCUCAGUAGAGCGCAGCAAGUUAACCAGCUGCCCACCUUUCAGUUUUUCCGCAACAAAGUUAAAAUAGACGAGAUGCGUGGUGCCAAUCAGCAAGCAUUACUGGACCUGAUAAACAAACAUGCUUCUGGAGAUGACAGUAUAGAAGAUGAACCAAGAGUUAAAGGUUUUGUGGAUUUAUCUUCUUUUAUCAGCAAAUCUGGCUCUGAAUGUUUGAAUGGGGCUGAUGAUUAUCCAUUUACGAAUUGCUUGGAAAAAAACGGCAAUUACCUUGAGUCUGACUGUGAUGAGCAGCUUAUUAUUUUUAUAUCUUUUUCUCAAGCAGUUAAGUUACACUCAUUGAAAAUUCAUGCACCAAACGAAAAUGGUCCUAAAAAUAUCAAGCUUUUCACAAACCAACCAAUAACUCUUGAUUUUGAUAAAGCUGAAAGCAUGGAACCUGUUCAAUCAUUUUGUCUAAAUCCCAGCGACUUAGAAGAAGGAAAUGUUAUUGAAUUACGCUAUGUGAAAUAUCAGAACGUGCAAAACGUCACAAUCUUCAUUAAAGAUAACCAGGGUGGAAUGGAAACAACCCAGAUUAAUUAUUUAUGUUUUAUAGGCACCCCUGUUUCUUCAACAGACAUGUCUGAAUUCAAAAGGGUUGCGGGCAAGAAAGGAGAGAGCCACUGA
This is a messenger RNA of Acanthosepion pharaonis, 858 nucleotides long. NCBI's taxonomy places the organism in Eukaryota, Metazoa, Mollusca, Cephalopoda, Sepiida, Sepiidae. The record is from the annotation of a GenBank genome assembly.